Molecule: messenger RNA, 1191 nt
Organism: Penicillium nucicola
Lineage: Eukaryota; Fungi; Ascomycota; Eurotiomycetes; Eurotiales; Aspergillaceae
Exons: 4
Coding region: 1-1191 (396 amino acids)
Biological process (GO): transmembrane transport
Cellular component (GO): membrane
Molecular function (GO): transmembrane transporter activity
Source: RefSeq, a predicted model, not a curated record
AUGACAGGUUACAGACAGAAUGAGCCCUACGCUCUCGGGCCAGAGGAGGAUUGUGACGGCAGGAGCUCUAACGUCUAUCGGAGAAUAGCAGAUUUCAGGGUCCUGCCCUUGCUAGUGAUUGGGUUUGCAAGCUAUCAGCUGGACAGGACAAACAUUGCGAGCGCACUUACGGGUGAUUUUGCAGUGGCCAUCUCUGUGACCCAAAACACGAUCAACCUUGGAAAUCAACUUAUGUUUUUGGGAGUAAUCAUACUGGAAAUCCCGUCAAAUAUGAUGCUUCACAAGAUUGGUCCUCGCAAAUGGAUCAGUGGACAGGUUUUUAUAUUCGGCCUUGUGAGCUGUUUACAAAUCUUUCUGCGAAACAAAGAUGGCUUUCUGGUUACCAGGUCGGUUCUUGGACUUGCCGAAGCUGGCUACAUCCCUGGUGCAAUGUAUACUCUUUCAACAUGGUACACAGCCCCGGAAUUCACAAAACGAAUCGCCAUUUUCUUCUUCGGCAUGUUCGGGGGGACGGCUAUUUCUCCUCUGAUUGGAGCAGGAUUGCUGAAGUUGAAUGGCAAGGCCAAUCUUUCUGGCUGGCAAUGGAUCUUUUUGGUGGAAGGUCUGAUUUCCAUCUCUGUGUCAAUUUUCCUGUUUCUUUUUCUUCCUGAGCGUGAGACCAUUCUCUCGGCAUCUUCUUCUUCAUCCGUUGGCUCGAUAACAAGGAACCCUUGUCCAGAAAAAGAUCAUGCGCCUCAGCCUCCUAAGUCUGGGAUAUCGUUGGUAGUAUUAUGGGAUACUCUGACUUCUUUCGAAAAGUGGCCACAUUUCAUUGCCACGGCUUGCGUCUUCUCUACGUGGAGCCCACUCACAACUUACACACCUAGUAUUAUCAUGUCACUUGGCUUCACUAGAAUCCAAGCAAACUCAUUGGCUGCAAUCGGGAGCUUUGCAACUCUCCCAGUCAUUCUACUUUUUGCAUGGUUGAGUGAUAAGACGAACAAACGAGGCUUGACUGUUAUGCUUGCAAUUCUCGUCUACUUGAUCGCCCUGGUCAUCUUGAGAACGAUAGAGCACAAGGUUCCAACAUGGGGCAGAUUUGGUCUAUGGACAACGGUCAAUGGAUUGGCAGUUGGUUAUCAUCCGAUCCAUAACGCUUGGAUUCAGAUGAACUGUCAGAACCCCGAAGAGAGAAGCAUAAGUGUUGCGUAA